This is a messenger RNA of Fomitiporia mediterranea MF3/22, 1026 nucleotides long. RefSeq lists its product as uncharacterized. The record is from RefSeq and is a predicted model, not a curated record. NCBI's taxonomy places the organism in Eukaryota, Fungi, Basidiomycota, Agaricomycetes, Hymenochaetales, Hymenochaetaceae. The coding region runs from base 1 to 1026 and encodes 341 amino acids. The transcript has 6 exons.
AUGGGGGGAACAGGAUUUGGCGAUUCGGAGCGGCAUCAGCAAGGUGAGCUCUGCUUGCCGAAAACGAGAUCUGGCUACAUAGUCCGGGUGGGAGGUAGCCUCGAGGUUAUCCCAAUGUUCAGCAACGGUGAAGGAUGCUGCUUUGAGGUUUCAUCUUGGUUUUCUCGUGAGGGGACGAACUACACAUUGCGAGGACCUGGCGUCUGCGAUCCGUCAUACACAAAGACAAUUGCCCGAUCCCUUGGAUUGCUGGCAGAUAGGGAGACAUGGAUUUAUUCCACAUUCGUGUUAUUUGGUUCUCCAGAUUCUCUCCACGUUUCUGCUGCUUCAUUUCGACUUGGUCUUGCGUUGUUUGAUGGCUUGAGGGUCUUGAAGGCAUCUCUGUUCAAGUUGGCUCCUUGUCUCUUGCAAGAGUUGAUCUUGACACAUGGCAACCUGAUGCGGGCAUAUCUACCUCAUUCGCAGAGGAGAAACAAAUGCAUUAGAGGGCUUUGGUUGAGCGACAUGUUGGUAUCUAAGAAAGGUCAUCACAGUCAUUGUUGUAAGGUAAAUCGACGAGGUUUCCUUCCUCGGUUCUCGAGUGGAUAUUUGAGAAGCUCGGAGAAGCUUGGAGGUGGUUCAGCAUUUGACGAGGAAAGCCGAAUUAUUGAGACACGACGAGAGACGAAUCCCAUAGACGACACCAUUGCGUCGUUACAACUUUGGUACGAGGCAGGGUAUACUUUCGAAGAUGAAGGGCAUCUUAGAGCCAAGCAGCAUUCAGAUCGGACGGAAAACUUCGUGAUCAGACACUCUGCAAGAUGUGCGGCAUGUGCCCGUCUCGUUCAGCAUGCCUACCGAAGGAUAGACCCGCACACUGGUCAUCGUCGUCCCUUGUCCUGCGCAUUGCAUGGAAGCCGUGUCUGGUACUCUGGGCGUUGCAGUGAAGCGAGAGAAGUGAGGUGGACGAGGCAUGGCGUGGAAGCUGCAGUAUCAGAAAUAAUCAAGGGGAACGAGACAGGCGCAGCUGGACCUGGUCAAUGCUAA